This is a messenger RNA of Perognathus longimembris pacificus (Pacific pocket mouse), 1578 nucleotides long. RefSeq names its product serine/threonine kinase 32B (gene Stk32b). The coding region runs from base 293 to 1537 and encodes 414 amino acids. NCBI's taxonomy places the organism in Eukaryota, Metazoa, Chordata, Mammalia, Rodentia, Heteromyidae. Gene Ontology annotation, molecular function: G protein-coupled receptor binding; G protein-coupled receptor kinase activity; ATP binding. The record is from RefSeq and is a predicted model, not a curated record. Gene Ontology annotation, biological process: protein phosphorylation; regulation of signal transduction; G protein-coupled receptor signaling pathway. The transcript has 12 exons.
CCCGCGGAGCCGGAGCCGGAGCCGGGAGUCCCGAGCUCGAGUGCCCGGCGUGGCGCGGGCGAGGCGGGGCGCGGGGGGGGGGGGGGGCGUGGACCGCCGGGCUCUCGUCUCCGCGGACGCCCAGCGGAGGGGGCGGCGGCUCGGCUCCCGCCCCAGCGCCCGGCGCCCCCUCCUCGGGCCGCGCGCCUGACACCACCCCCUGGGCCGGGCGCCCCCCGCGCGCCCCGCGCGCCCCCCGCGCCCCGCGCCCCGGCCCGGCAUGUAGCGGCGGUGGCGGCCGCCACGGCGGAAUAUGGGCGGGAGCCACUCCCACAAGCCCCCCGUGUUUGACGAGAACGAGGAAGUCAACUUUGACCACUUCCAGAUUCUGCGGGCCAUUGGUAAAGGGAGUUUUGGGAAGGUAUGCAUCGUGCAGAAGCGGGACACGAAGAAGAUGUACGCCAUGAAGUACAUGAACAAGCAGAAGUGCAUCGAGAGGGAUGAGGUGCGGAACGUGUUCCGGGAGCUGCAGAUCAUGCAAGGGCUGGAGCAUCCCUUCCUGGUCAAUCUGUGGUACUCCUUCCAGGACGAGGAGGACAUGUUCAUGGUGGUGGACCUGCUGCUGGGCGGGGACCUGCGCUACCACCUGCAGCAGAACGUGCACUUCACCGAGGGGGCCGUGAAGCUGUACAUCUGUGAGCUGGCCCUGGCGCUGGAGUACCUGCAGCGGUACCACAUCAUCCACAGAGACAUCAAGCCAGACAACAUCCUACUGGACGAGCACGGCCACGUUCACAUCACAGACUUCAACAUCGCCACGGUGGUCAGGGGAGUAGAAAAGGCUUCCUCCAUGGCCGGCACCAAGCCUUACAUGGCUCCGGAGGUCUUCCAGGUCUACGCGGACGGGGGCCCCGGGUACUCGUACCCCGUGGACUGGUGGUCCCUGGGCAUCACGGCCUAUGAGCUGCUGCGGGGCUGGCGGCCCUACGAGAUCCACUCGGCCACGCCCAUCGAUGAGAUCCUGAACAUGUUCAGAGUGGAGCGCGUCCACUACUCGUCCACGUGGUGCAAGGGGAUGGUGGCGCUGCUGAAGAAGCUCCUGACCAGGGACCCCGAGAGCCGCCCGUCCAGCCUCCGCGACAUCCAGAGCUCGCCCUACCUGGCCGACAUGAACUGGGACGCUGUGUUCCAGAAGACGCUGAUGCCCGGCUUUGUGCCCAACAAAGGGAGACUGAACUGUGACCCCACCUUUGAACUGGAAGAGAUGAUUCUGGAAUCCAAGCCACUGCACAAGAAGAAGAAGAGGCUGGCCAAGCACAGAUCCAAGGACGGCACGAAGGAAAGCUGUCCGCUGAAUGGACACCUGCAGCAGUGUUUGGAGACGGUGCGGAAGGAGUUCAUCAUAUUCAACAGGGAGAAGCUCAGGAGGCAGAAGGGGCAGAGCAGCCAGCUCUUGGACCCCGAAGGCCGAGCGGGGAGCCAGGCCCCAAGCAAGCUCCAGGACGGGUGCAACAAUAACCUCUUCACCCACACCUGCUCCCGAGGCUGCAGCCGCUAAGAUCCGCCUGCAGACCCGGCAGAGGGCUCCGUCUGUGCCAC